Molecule: messenger RNA, 1936 nt
Organism: Dioscorea cayenensis subsp. rotundata (Guinea yam)
Lineage: Eukaryota; Viridiplantae; Streptophyta; Magnoliopsida; Dioscoreales; Dioscoreaceae
Product: glucose-6-phosphate 1-dehydrogenase 6, cytoplasmic-like
Exons: 16
Coding region: 172-1746 (524 amino acids)
Biological process (GO): glucose metabolic process; pentose-phosphate shunt, oxidative branch
Cellular component (GO): cytosol
Molecular function (GO): NADP binding; glucose-6-phosphate dehydrogenase activity
Source: RefSeq, a predicted model, not a curated record
UGAGAGAGUCAGAGAGUCAGCGAAAUAUAUAUAUAUAUAUAUAUAAAGAGAGAGAUGUGGCGGCUUUAAGAAUCAAGAAGAGGUCUUGGUGCGAAGUAGGAAGGGUUGGAAUCCCAAUUCGCUUUUGUUUUUCUUGUGAAAUCGGCAUCUUGGGAGAUUAUACUGUAAGACAUGUCGGCGGGGUUAGGUCUGUCAUCUAGAAGCAGUUCCUUGAGUGAGAACUAUUUCAGGAGUGAAUCUCUCUCUGAGGAGAAAGACCUUGAAAGCGUACCUGAGACAGGGUGCCUCUCUAUUAUUGUUCUCGGUGCAUCAGGAGACCUUGCAAAAAAGAAGACAUUUCCUGCACUCUUCAACCUUUUUCGGCAGGGAUUCUUGAAUCCUGAUGAAGUCCACAUAUUUGGAUAUGCCCGGACAAAGAUGUCUGAUGAUGCUUUGAGAGAGCGUAUCCGUGGAUACCUUACCCCAAACAAAGGAACUUCAUCUGAGCAAUCAGAAACUCUAUCAAAGUUUUUGCAGUUGGUAAAAUAUGUAAGUGGUUCUUAUGAUAGUGAAGAGGGCUUUCGGUUAUUGGAUAAGGAAAUCUCAGAGCAUGAGUUAGCAAAAAACAGUCAACCAGGAACAUCUCGAAGAUUAUUUUAUCUUGCACUACCUCCAUCUGUUUAUCCUUCUGUUUGUAAAAUGAUCAGAAAUUAUUGCAUGAACCAGUCUCAUCUUAGCGGGUGGACCCGUAUUGUUGUUGAGAAACCCUUUGGAAAGGAUCUAAGUUCUGCAGAAGAACUGAGUUCCCAGCUAGGAGAGCUAUUUGAUGAAGAACAACUUUACCGUAUUGAUCACUACUUAGGAAAAGAGCUGGUGCAAAACUUGCUGGUGCUUCGUUUUGCCAAUCGUUUCUUUUUGCCCCUUUGGAAUCGUGAUAACAUUGAUAACAUACAGGUUGUCUUCAGGGAGGAUUUUGGUACAGAAGGCCGUGGUGGAUAUUUUGAUGAAUAUGGAAUCAUUCGGGAUAUCAUUCAGAAUCAUCUAUUGCAGGUUCUUUGUCUAGUUGCGAUGGAGAAGCCUGUUUCUCUCAAGCCUGAGCACAUACGAGAUGAAAAAGUGAAGUUUCUCCAGUCUGUGCUUCCUAUAGCACUGGAAGAUGUUGUCCUUGGACAAUAUGAAGGCUACAGAGAUGACCCAACAGUUCCCGAUGAUUCAAACACCCCUACUUUUGCAACAGUUAUCUUGCGGAUACAUAAUGAAAGAUGGGAAGGCGUCCCUUUUAUACUCAAAGCAGGAAAAGCUUUGAAUUCAAGGAAAGCAGAAAUACGUGUGCAAUUCAAGGAUGUCCCGGGUGAUAUUUAUAGAUGUAAAAAGCAAGGGAGAAAUGAGUUUGUAAUACGCUUGCAGCCUUCAGAGGCCAUGUAUAUGAAAUUAACGGUCAAGAAACCCGGUCUUGAGAUGUCAACCAUACAGAGUGAAUUAGAUUUGUCCUAUAGACAACGUUAUCAAGAUGUCACUAUACCUGAGGCAUAUGAGCGAUUAAUUCUGGACACUAUAAGGGGAGACCAACAACAUUUUGUCCGCAGAGAUGAACUCAAGGCGGCAUGGGAGAUAUUUACUCCUUUGCUUCACAAAAUAGAUGCCGGAGAACCAAAGUCCAUACCUUACAAACCGGGCAGCCGAGGCCCAGCAGAGGCAGACGAGCUGCUAGCGAAAGCGGGCUAUGUGCAAACACACGGCUACGUAUGGAUACCCCCAUCCUUAUAAUCAUCAGUCUUCGAAGUAUUGACCAUAAUUAAUCAGUCAGGUGUUCCGCAUAUCAAUUGAAUCGAAUAAAUCACUUAUGAUUACAAAGAGUUAAACCAAUAAGACUUCGAUGCUGUAUGUGAAAACGCAUUGCUGUUGUAAUAGUAUACUUGUUUGCAAUCAAUAAAUCUAUGCUUGUUUUCAUGAUCAA